UACAAGUGUUUUGUUUUGAAGUUUCAAAUGGAAAACGGAGAAUUAUUAACGACAAGUUUUUAGAAAAGUGUGUCUAAUUUUAUUCUGGUUUUCAUCUAUGAUUUUAUUCAGUGUCCAGUGAAAUAGUAGUUAGUGUGUAUCAAUUGUGUGUUUUAGAUUUCAGCAUAAUAAGUAAUAAGGCUAUGGACUUACAUGAAACAAAUCAAUCAAAACGUGUAACGAACUUGAAAUUAACCUCAAGGAAAAGUGAUUUUCUAUGUUCAAUAGCCGGUGAAUAAUGGUUAGCUCCGAUAAAUACAAAAAUGAUGAACAUUUUGUGGAACUGUUUAAAAAGAAACACAACGAACAGUUCCAUGUAUUGGUUAGAAUGCAUUUAUCGUUUCUCUUGGAUAUGACUGCCGAGGAAAGUGAAUGCUUUUAUGAAAAAAGUAAAUUGCGGAAAUGGAAUCUAGUACCUUUUGGCAAAAAGUCCAAACAUAAGCAUCAUGAGGGAUCCAUUUUAUCUAAAGAAGUUCUUGACCAGGUGCAUCAAUUAAUAUGUUUUCUCAAGAUUGAAAAAAAUUUGACUGUAGAAGGUAUAUUUAGGCGGACUGGUUCACUCGAAAGGCAAAAUGAAUUAAAAACAAGUCUUUUGCAAGGUAUUGCAAUAAAUUUAGAGGACAGUGUGUUUACGGUCCAUGAUUGUGCCUCUGUGUUAAAAGGAUUUCUGGCUGAUUUGCCAGAACCAGUUAUAACUGAUAUUCAAUUUCCUUUAUACUGUCAAAUAGCAGAAUCAUUUAGGCUGCACGAACCAAGUCAUGAAUUGAAAAUACUUCAAACUAUACAGCUGCUUUUUGUUUUAUUGCCUAAAGAAAACAAAUGUCUCCUUCAAGACCUCUUCGAGCUGUUGCACCUUGUAACUCUACAAGAAGAAUCAAACCGAAUGUCAUCGGAAAAUUUAGCUAAACUUUUUACUCCUCACUUAUUGUGUCCGAGAAAAUUAGCACCUGAAGUGUUGCUCAGAGAUUCACAAAUGCUGUUUGGCAUCGUGGCAUUUAUGAUUACAAAAUUUCCAAAAUUAUUCAACAUUCCAUCAAAGCUUUUACUGGAUUUUAAAAGUCAUUAUGAACGGGAAAGCCUGCUUAAUGAGUCUGUUAAAGGUGCUGCACAUACAGUGUUUACAUUCGUUGAUAACGAAUUAACUGCCAAAGAAAAUGAGGAGAACGUUACUGACUCUGCUCUAGCUCAGUUGUAUGCCCACAUCCAGGGAUUGCCGGACAGUUCCAGAAAGCGAAAACUUGUGAAGCAGUUUAAUAAACAAAAUGGCCAUGGCACUCCACUGCAAGUUAUCCGAAGUUCGGUACCAAAGAAUAAAAGUUUCAGCGAUUCCAUCAAGAAGCACAUGUUUCAUAAAAAGCUUUUAAAAAAUGCCCGAAUAACGGGUUUAUCGCAGUUGAAGAACGCCAGUAGUGAGGAAUUACUGAAUAGCCCUACCAUUCAACACAAAACGCCCACUAGGGCGCGACUUUUUUGUCAUAAUUUUGACAGUUGUUCAGAUGACGAAACUACGCCCAAAAAACUGAAGGGAUCGCAGGGAACACCUGUAAAACGCUCUAGAAGUAAAAGUGACUCAGAUUUAGGAAUGCCGGGACUUCCCGGGAAUUAUUUGACUAGUACUCCAGCUUGUCUCCUAAGUCGAGCAAGUGAUGUUUUCACUCCAGAUGAGCAUAGUAGAAAGAGCAUGUCGCCCAUUACUAGGUCUGCACAAAGAAUGUCGAGAGCUAUGCAGGAAACCAUGAUGACCCCUCGCAGUAGAAAACCCGUUCUUUUGGUAUCUGGCACCAACAUAAACAACCUCGCCAAAUCAAGCCCUACAUUACCACAUUUACAAGAAGAGACAAUUAGUCGACCCGUCUAUGAACCAUUGGAAAGUAAAAUGUUAAAAGAAAACACACUAAGUACUCCGCAAUCGAAUAAUGAUGAAAUUAGAUCAGGAGGCGGACGACUUUUCAAAUCAAAAAGUGAUGGCGUUUUGAAAAAUGACAACAUUACUUCCCAGGAAAAAUUCAAACCAAAUAAAACCGAUAGCCCGAAAUCGCUGAGUACAAACUUUAAACACUACUUGAACAGUCGGGAUAUUGUCGCUUUUGACAGUCCUACUGAUUCCAGUUUUUCAAGCCGUUCAGAUGAUUUUCAAUCGUACACUGAAGGGCCUAAAAAUGAAUCAAUUUAUUUAAAAGAUCAUUGUGACACACACGUAGAAUCUGAUCAACAGUUUUCAAAUUCUAUGCUGUAUAUAUUAAACGGUAACAGUCCUAGUGAGGAAUGUCUGAUGAACGAUAGUGUCGGGGAAAAGGAACUAGUUCUUAAACCAAGACAAUUUGAUGAGAAUGGGAAACCAAUUGUUUUCGAAACGUCGUUUUAAGUCUUCUGGGAAGAUAGAACACAUAACGAGUAUUUUAUUGACUAAUUUAAAGCUGCUAUUUGCCAGUUUUUUGAAACUUUGAUGAUAAGAAACAUUCAACAUUGUCAGUAAAGAAUCAACAUUGUUUGCCGAAUUUGCAAUAAUUGCAAAUAAUGCCUAACAAGUGUAUAGUUCAUCUCUUAUUGGAAGUUAUUGCAAGCAAGAUGUUGUUCUGGAAACAUUCUUACUUUCAAGACAGUCAUAGUCAUGUUGAUACGCUGCAGCAAGAAGGAAUAUUUUUUGUUAUUGACUGUAUUGAUAUUUUAUGACAAUAAAGGAUGUCCAACUUACAAUUA
This is a messenger RNA of Dendroctonus ponderosae (mountain pine beetle), 2739 nucleotides long. It is a transcript of the gene RhoGAP54D, whose product is annotated as rho GTPase-activating protein 19. The transcript is spliced from 9 exons. Gene Ontology annotation, molecular function: GTPase activator activity. The record is from RefSeq and is a predicted model, not a curated record. Gene Ontology annotation, biological process: regulation of small GTPase mediated signal transduction; signal transduction. NCBI's taxonomy places the organism in Eukaryota, Metazoa, Arthropoda, Insecta, Coleoptera, Curculionidae. Gene Ontology annotation, cellular component: cytoplasm. The coding region runs from base 278 to 2404 and encodes 708 amino acids.